CUCUCUCUCUCUCUGUCUGUCUCUCUCUCUCUCUCUCUCUCUCUCUCUCUCUCUCUCUCUCUCUCUCUCUCUCUCUCUCUCUCUCUCUCUCUCUCUCUCUCUCUCUCUCUCUGCUUGUGUAUCUUUAAGAACAUUACAGUGAACCGCAGUUCUGGAUGCUGCUCCGGCUUCUUUAACUUCCUGAGGUCAGAGUUCAAUGAAUCAGGACAACUGGACUUUUGUCUAUUUUCGAUCAGAACGUUUCACUGCUCAUCUGAGCUGCUUCUACAGUCUGGAGUCUCCAAUCUAGAGUCCAGGUGAUCUGAAUCAGCUUCCAGAUAACUUCACCGGAUGACUGAGAAUCUUCACACAUUCAUUAGCUACAUGUAAAACUAGCUACCUGCUCCAUAACCAGGUUGAGAAUGGACGAGGCAGAGAAGUACCAGCAGAGACUACAGGCAAUAGCGGAGAAGAGGAGAUUGCAGGAGGAGCAGGAUCGAGCAAAACGGCAACUAGAAGAUGAGAAACUCAGACUGCAGCAACUGAAAAGGAAGUCUCUGAGGGAUCAGUGGUUGCUGGAGGCACCUCCCCUUUCUCCAGACAGUGCAGGACCUCGAGCUCCUCUCUGGAGUACAGAAGCUCAGCAGAUUGAAGCACAACAGUUGCAGAGUGAGAUCAUAGAUAAAACAUACAAGCAUAAGGAAGACAGCUCAACUUCAGCCCAGUCACACACAGAUCUCCAUGGCAACAGCGAGAAAGUAAAUGCUGUGACACCACAUCCAUCAGGAAGUUCAGUGAACGGAGAGGAGAAAAGCACAGACCCUUCUUAUGACAAGUCUCUCACCAAUGGCACUGCACGAGAUGAGAAAUCCAACAGUGCUCCUCUUCAGCAUGUUAAUGACAUCACCAAGGGGGAGGAGACUCUUUUAUUCCUGGGUUAUACGGAGGCGGAGCCUGGGCAGGGUUUGUGUAAUGAUGAUGAUGAUGUCAGUGCAGUCAUUCGUGCAGAGAGAGUGAUCAUCACAGAGGAGGGAGUGGAAGUGACCCAGGACACGGAAGCAGAGGAGGAGAAAGUGGAAGAGGAAGGAAGAGAAGAGGAAGAAAUAAUAAAGCAAGAGGAAAAAAGAGAGGAGGAAAUAGAGGAAGAACUAGAGAAGGAAAGAGAGGAAGGAAGAGAAGAGGAAGAAAUAAUAAAGCAAGAGGAAAAAAGAGGGGAGGAAAUAAAGGAAGAACUAGAGAAGGAAAGAGAGGAAGGAAGAGAAGAGGAAGAAAUAAUAAAGCAAGAGGAAAAAAGAGAGGAGGAAAUAGAGGAAGAACUAGAGAAGGAAAGAGAGGAAGGAAGAGAAGAGGAAGAAAUAAUAAAGCAAGAGGAAAAAAGAGGGGAGGAAAUAAAGGAAGAACUAGAGAAGGAAAGAGAGGAAGGAAGAGAAGAGGAAGAAAUAAUAAAGCAAGAGGAAAAAAGAGAGGAGGAAAUAGAGGAAGAACUAGAGAAGGAAAGAGAGGAAGGAAGAGAAGAGGAAGAAAUAAUAAAGCAAGAGGAAAAAAGAGAGGAGGAAAUAGAGGAAGAACUAGAGAAGGAAAGAGAGGAAGGAAGAGAAGAGGCAGAAAGAAUAAAGCAAGAGGAAAAAAGAGGGGAGAAAAUAGAGGAAGAACUAGAGAAAGAAAGAGAGGAAGGAAGAGAGACAGAAAGAGAGGAGGAUGUUUUGCAGAAUAAUCUAGAAAUGCCCAGUGAGGCUGGUGAAGUUACUGAGUUUGAGGAAGGUCUCAGAAAUAACAACAGAGAAAUGAACGCAAAUGUUGAACCAUCAAACGAAGACACAAAAGAAAGAAAAAUCUCACACACUGAUGAAGAAACGAUUGCAGGCCCUGAAACAAAAUCAGUCACAGACUCAGAUUUAAUCACAGAUUUGAUAUCAGAUGCAGAUCCAGCAGCAAUUAUUGAACAGGAAACAGCAGCAGCUGAAGCACCAGGGGGCGCCGUUCAAAUACCCUCUGACUCUACCACACUGUCUGCUUCAGCCCCGAAUCCUAACGGUGCCCAGAAAUCUCCAGAUCCCGCUUCGUCCCCCACAAACGCCGCAGCACAGUUCCAGGAAAUACCACUGGGUGGAGCUACGGUAGAAGAGGAGCCGCUAUUGGCCACGAAAGUGGGACCGCUGACAGAAGCAACUAACCCAACGCCGGCCGAGGGGGCAAAGACUAAAACCUGCCAGUGCUGUACAGUCAUGUGAUCAUGAUCACUAACCCUAACCCAGUCAUGUGAUCACGAUCACUAACCCUAACCCAGUCAUGUGAUCACGAUCACUAACCCUAACCCAGUCAUGUGAUCAUGAUCACUAACCCUAACCCAGUCAUGUGAUCACGAUCACUAACCCUAACCCAGUCAUGUGAUCACGAUCACUAACCCAGUCAUGUGAUCACGAUCACUAACCCUAACCCAGUCAUGUGAUCAUGAUCACUAACCCUAACCCAGUCAUGUGAUCAUGAUCACUAAUCCUAACCCAGUCAUGUGAUCACGAUCACUAACCCAGUCAUGUGAUCACGAUCACUAACCCUAACCCAGUCAUGUGAUCAUGAUCACUAACCCUAACCCAGUCAUGUGAUCACGAUCACUAAUCCUAACCCAGUCAUGUGAUCACGAUCACUAACCCUAACCCAGUCAUGUGAUCAUGAUCACUAACCCUAACCCAGUCAUGUGAUCAUGAUCACUAACCCUAACCCAGUCAUGUGAUCAUGAUCACUAACCCUAACCCAGUCAUGUGAUCACGAUCACUAACCUUAACCCAGUCAUGUGAUCACGAUCAUGUGACUUCCACAGUCCUGCAGCCAGACGCUUCAGCUGAAUAUCUGAUCACAAAGCCGGUCUUUAACCUGACACCGAGACACGGACUGACCUUAGAUCAGAACUAUCACAGUGACGCUGUUCACCAUCACCGGCCAAUCAGACAAAAACAGGAAGUACUACAUCCAUGAACUAACACAUUUCCUUCAUUUGCUUUGAGCAAUAUCUGUCAUUUUUAAAACUCUUUAAAUUAUCAGCACUUUACAAUGAAAUGAUCUCUUACUUGUGUGUUUAUUUCAUGCGCUUGGUGUGUGUGGGGUUUUGUUUUAGUGGUGAAAUGUAAGGAAGCAGCUGCAAAUUUUAUGUGAAAGAUAAUAAAGUUACAUUAGCUUCAGUUUUAAAUGUUUGGUGCUGCAGCUUGUAAAAGCUUUCAGUUUGAUCAGACAGCUGAGGAGUCUGAUCUAAAAAGCUCAUCGUAAUCUGUUUAUUUCUGUAACAAACGUUUGGACAGAAUUACAGCAGUUGUGUUUAAGGCAGAUCCACUACAUCUUAUAUGGAUGUAAGUUUCUCUACGGCUGCAGUUCUCCAGCUCCAGCACGCCACCUGCUGGUCAUCUCCAGGCCCAACGUGUAACAUGUACAUACUCUUACUAAGCCAUAAAGCCAUAUUUAUAGAUUUAUAUAUAUAUUUUUUUUUCCUCAGCUGAUUUUUAGCCAUUACAUUCUUUCAAUGUUCAGAUUGCUAACAGAUUACUGAACGUUUCUGAACAUUAAAUAUUUUGUUAUCUACUUCAUCUCAGUUGUAUUUUUAAUGUUAUUCUUUAUAAUGUCACCAUGUCUUUGGGAUUUUCUGAUAUUUCCUGAUAUCAUAGUUGAAUAAAUAUAUAAUCCAUUAA
Molecule: messenger RNA, 3656 nt
Organism: Tachysurus vachellii
Lineage: Eukaryota; Metazoa; Chordata; Actinopteri; Siluriformes; Bagridae
Gene: palm3
Product: paralemmin 3
Exons: 8
Coding region: 402-2210 (602 amino acids)
Source: RefSeq, a predicted model, not a curated record